CCCGCCUUUCCAGCUGUUCAAAAACAGUCCAAUUGGAGAAGAGAACUGCAGCGAACUCUUAACAGAUUGCGCCUUCGACAAUGAGCUUUAUUGACCAGGAAGUCACGGAGUUGCGGGCGAAAUGUGAGAAGCAGGUGCCGCACACGAAGAUCGUCAUUUGCUCCAGCUCCCUGAUCCGGGUUGACAUCUACCCGGAGCGGCCCAACCGCUCGAUGACCGUGUGCCUUCGCUUUCCCGAGAACUAUCCGCAGAGCACUCCCAUUCUGGUGGAGCUGAAGAGCCGUGUGUACUCCGACAUGCUGCUGACGGAGCUCACCCGGCUGAUCGACGACUAUGCCAGGGACUUCCUCGGCAAGCCACAGGCGCUCCUGGUCCUCGCCUUUGCCCAGCAGUAUUUAACGGACAAUCCGCUGUGCGUCUGCCUGGACGAGAUCAAGCAGCUGAGGGCGGACAUCAAGACGGGCACGGGCACGGAGAGCCAGCUGAAGCUGAAGCAGAAGAACCGCAGCGUCGAGCUGGUGGCCAAGGGAGGCCGCUACACCUACAGAGUCACCGCUGUCGUCCCGGACAGCUAUCCCAUGCAGAGUGUGGAGCUGCGCGGCCAGGAGUCCAAUCUUCCGGCCGUCCUAGUGCGCUAUUUGAACGGCCAGUCGCGGGAGAUAGCCCGCCAGUGCGUGGAGCCUCCGAUCCGGCUGAGCAAGGAGCAAUUGGCCAAUUUCCGGCCAGUCAAGAGUCUGCAUUGCUCGCUCAAGUUCUGCCUGGAGGCCACCCGCGACUUCCACAUCGAGCUCUGCCCCAUUUGUGAUAAUACCGUGCUGCCGGAGUAUCCGGAGGACAUAGAAUCGGAUGACAAUUCGGACUUGUUCAUCGAGCGCGUCUACUGUGGCCACCUGUUUCACCAGGGCUGCCUUAAGAAGUACCUUUCGGAGCCGCCCUUUCCCAAGGGCGGCAAGCUGUGUCCGGCCCAGCGUCGCCAUCCGCGCUCCGAUGCCAGGUCCUACAUGGCCAGGACCCAAAGCGGAGGAGCCACCGUGUCCGAUGCUGUGUGCGGCAUCAAGCUGGCCCACGAUCGCUGGGUGGUCAGUGUGAAGACCGCGGAGGCUCGCUGGGCACAGAAACAGGCGCGCCAAAGGGAACUGGAGGAGGUCGUGGACUUCCUGCAAUAACAGAGGGUUCAGAGGGUACUGUGUAUGGUUAUGUAUUUUGUGAUUUCUAUUCGAAUACGCUUAUAUUGCUAAAUAAUGAAAUAAAUAAAGUGAAGAUGAAGUGCGACUAGGUUGGUGUCUAUCCAUAA
This is a messenger RNA of Drosophila takahashii, 1294 nucleotides long. RefSeq lists its product as uncharacterized. The record is from RefSeq and is a predicted model, not a curated record. NCBI's taxonomy places the organism in Eukaryota, Metazoa, Arthropoda, Insecta, Diptera, Drosophilidae. Gene Ontology annotation, molecular function: protein binding.